This is a messenger RNA of Chara braunii, 1855 nucleotides long. Lineage: Eukaryota; Viridiplantae; Streptophyta; Charophyceae; Charales; Characeae. The record is from the annotation of a GenBank genome assembly.
UCUUUUCGGCAGCGAGGGAAUUGUGCUAGAGUGGCGGCCCUGCUGGAUAUCGAAGCCGGAAGCCAUGGUUAAAUACGCAAGAGAGCCGGAUAAUCCCACGAAGGCAUGCAAGGCCAGGGGCUCCGAUCUCCGGGUGCAUUCCAAGAACACCCGUGAGACAGCGCAGGCGAUCAAAAUGAUAAAGUUGAACAAGGCGAAGAGAUAUCUUGAGGAUGUCAUUGCCCACAAGCAAGCCGUUCCAUUCCGGCGGUUUUGCGGUGGUGUUGGCCGUACCGCUCAGGCGAAUAAAGAGGAUGACAAUGCCGUGGAGAUGGCAAAAGUCGUCACUCGUGCCUUAGGUGCACUUCAACCAAUCGAUGUUGUUCUGCCGUUCAGGUUUGCCCAGUUGGUGAAGAACAUCGCUGCAGAAGCUGGCUGUUGCCCAUGGAUGGUUGUUGGGCCGAUCCUCUCCAUUGGUGGUCUGAUGAUGGGAUGUAGAAGCUACACGAUUCUUUCUGGGAACACAUGGUUCGAGAAACCUAUCUUUUGGUCUGUGGUUCUAGCAUUCAGCGGAAUGAGCAAGUCGCCAGCCCACCAAAGGAUUGUGGCCGCAUUGAACAGAGCGGAAUCCGAGAUUCAAAAGGUGGUUUCUGCAGAAACAACCGCGGACAAUGGAGCGCAAAUUCAGAGUGAUCCAAACGACAUCCCACUUGAUCAGAAGAAACUGGACUUCCAUUUAACAGGGAAAACGUUUGAAAGGAUGUUUGAAGCACUUCAGGAGAAUGUAAACCCUGAACUCAUUGCAUUGGAGGACGAACUUGCAACCAUUUUUGGGAAAAUGGAUCUUUGUCACAAGCAAACACAAGGUGGAGUAGGACUCGACAGAUCCAGUAUGCUGAGUCUUAAACAAGGAGGCAGAUGGGAGAUGCGAACAGUUAACAGUCCGCAUCGACAUCUUUCUCGUACACAUGUUAUCUUCAGCGGGUAUAUACAGCCAGAGAGGCUCCAGAUGCUUUAUGUGAGCAAUGCUGAUGGGUUAAUGAAUCGUUUUCACAUUUUCAUUCCCGAAAUUUUUUUGGAAAGCUAUGCCCCACCUCAAAAUGGUCCAAAACGGYCACGACAUAUCAGGAAAUCAGGUCAACAGGAUGCGAUGCUUGAUGACCUAGAUGAAUAUUUAUCUGUGCCAAGUGAGUCAACAAUCCAACUCGCAGAGUUGUUCAAACGGAUCUGGAUGAUACACCAUGAUGUUGAAAACCAUGGUUUGGCAAAAAAACACCAGUACUGGAUUGAGGAUCGUGCAUUGGAGAACUUCAUACUUGAAUUCAAUCGGAUACAAAGGGUCUUGCGAAGUAUGCCUCAAAGACAUUGUUUCGGAAAAGGAGGUUUCUAUGGAAACAAGAAAGGGGAAAUCAUCAUCGUGUCAUCAAUACUGCAUGUCAUCACGUACUGUCUGGAAUCAAUGGCAGACGAUAUUGCUUCAUUCGAAGAUGAUACAGAUUCUCCAAUUGCACCAGAGCAAGUCAAUUUCGUGAUAAACUUCCUUGAAAUUUCUUGCAGGCAGCGGUUGGCAUUCAUCAACGACCAACAAUUAACAUAAGUGUUCGAUAAUUUUGAUGAGUAUGGUUCUGAUCACAGUGACAAUGAGCGUAAUAACGAGCGUGAAGAUCUUGGCAAUCGAGAUGAUGCAGCAAAAAUUUUCUAUGACAGGAAAAUUGCAGAAAAGUGUUCCAGGAUGCUGAAGAAGUUCACAAACUUACUGAAAUUACCAUUGACAGCAAUGGUAAACUGCAAGUGCGGCUUGAGYAGASAAAUCGAUGCCAUGUUCCGAGGAAUGGAAAGUCUUGGCUUGGRUACCUAUCAUGAGAAUCACGAAAGA